Molecule: messenger RNA, 960 nt
Organism: Aspergillus tanneri
Lineage: Eukaryota; Fungi; Ascomycota; Eurotiomycetes; Eurotiales; Aspergillaceae
Product: nitrilase family protein
Exons: 1
Coding region: 1-960 (319 amino acids)
Molecular function (GO): hydrolase activity, acting on carbon-nitrogen (but not peptide) bonds, in linear amides
Source: RefSeq, a predicted model, not a curated record
AUGUCUGACCUCAAAAUCGCCUCCGUUCAGUUCGAAAAUGCUUCCGGAGAUAAGCAACAAAACCUAUCCACCAUCGCCCGACUGACCCGGCAAGCCGCGGACAGGGGAUGCAAGGUGGUCGCGUUUCAUGAAUGCUCGAUCAGCGGGUACACAUUCGCCAGCCGGCUAUCCCGGGAGGAGCUUCAUUCCGUCGCGGAGGUUGUGCCCGACGGACCGAGCGUUCAAUUCCUGGUCCGACUAGCAAAGGAAACUAACACCACUAUUCUGGCUGGACUUUUUGAACGGGAUGGGGACAAUGCAUUGUAUAACACUUAUAUCUGCGUUGAUGGAAGUGGACUUGUUGCGCGAUAUCGCAAGAUACAUCCUUUUAUUAGUCGUCAUCUUUCGGCCGGCAAUGAAUACGUGGUGUUUGAGAUUCAGGGCUGGAAAUGCGGCAUUUUGAUCUGCUACGAUAACAAUGUAAUCGAGAACGUGCGUGCUACGGCGCUGCUGGGUGCUGAGAUUAUCUUCAUGCCCCAUGUUACCAUGUGUACUCCUUCGACGCGUCCCGGGGCCGGAUUCGUUGACCCGGAGUUGUGGCAGCGGAGGGAGGAGGAUCCCACAACGCUGAAAGCGGAGUUCAAUGGGCUCAAAGGAAGGGCCUGGCUGAUGAAAUGGCUUCCUGCUAGGGCAUACGACAACGCCGUCUAUUGUGUAUUCAGUAACCCGAUUGGGAUGGAUGAUGACCAGCUGAAGAACGGGUGCUCUAUGAUUCUGGAUCCGUUCGGGGAUGUUGUUGAUGAAUGCACGGAGCUCGGAGAGGGGAUGGCCAUGGCACUUUGCACGAGACGAAAGUUGACAGAUGCUGGCGGUAGUCGAUAUCGGUUGGCACGGAGGCCCGAACUGUAUAGCCAAGUUAUUGGACAGACUCAUCAGAGUCGCCAGAAUGUUUCUUGGUUAGCGCAUGAUCAGAAGAAUUAG